GAGGCCCCCGCCCCCACCACCACCACCACCACCACCACCACCACCCCCUGACAACAGAGCUACCCUUUCCAUCCCUGUCAUUAGCACGGACUGGCAGCAGACCUUUGUUUUUUAGGUGUAGCAGACCCUCCAGUCUUCCCUGACUUAACGUAACCCUGCCGUACAUCCCCUCACCAUGGCGGCGAGUGCAAAACGAAAACAAGAGGAGAAACACCUAAAGAUGCUGAGAGAAAUGACGAGUUUGCCUCCCAACAGAAAGUGCUUUGACUGCGACCAGCGCGGCCCAACCUAUGCCAAUAUGACCGUGGGCUCCUUCGUUUGCACCUCCUGCUCUGGCAUCCUACGAGGGCUGAAUCCACCCCACAGAGUCAAGUCGAUCUCCAUGACAACCUUCACACAACAGGAAAUCGAGUUCCUACAGAAACAUGGAAAUGAGGUGUGUAAGCCGAUCUGGCUGGGCCUUUAUGACGACAGGACCUCCUCAAUACCAGACUUCAGGGAACCACAGAAAGUCAAGGAGUUCCUUCAGGAGAAAUAUGAGAAGAAGAGAUGGUACGUACCACCCGAGCAGGCCAAGGUAGUGGCAUCCGUCCAUGCUUCCAUCUCUGGCUCCUCCAACAGCAGCACCAGCAGCACUCCUGAGGUCAGACCACUUAAGUCCCUGCUGGGGGACUCUGCCCCCUCCCUGCACCUCAACAAGAACACCCCACCUAAUCAAUCUCCAGUGGUGAGCCGUGGACAAAGCCACCCACAGCAGUUCCAUGACAAGAGGUUUGACCUCCUCAGUGAUUUGGGUGGAGACAUCUUUGCCCCCCCGCCCAACAUGAAUGCAGGCGCCAGCUCCAGUUUUGCUAACUUUGCACAUUUCAACAGCCACUCAACGACACAGAAUGCCAACGCAAAUGCAGACUUUGCUAAUUUUGAUGCAUUCGGGAGCACGUCUGGGUCGACAGGUGGUUUCCCCUCCGCAUCCCAAGCCCCCUUCCAUCCCUCUAAUACAGGUAGCGCCUCAGCAAACGCCAAUUUUGCACAUUUUGACAACUUCCCCAAAUCGUGUAGUGCUGACUUUGGAUCCUUCAGUUCCUCCUCCCAGAGUAACUCCACAGGAGCUGGCAGAGAUGUUGUACAGAGUACUAGCGUCCCUGCCGAUAAAUACGCAGCCCUGGCUGACCUGGAUAACGUGUUAAGCUCUGCCAAAACAGAGCAAGGAGGUGGUAUUCCUGUCGGAGUUCGGUCAGGCUCACCGGCAGGAGUAGGCAGUGUGUCUCAGAAGCUGCAAUCAGACGGAGACCGCUAUGCUGCUCUAGCUGAGCUUGAUACAGUCUUCAGCCCGCCAGCCCCGCCAGCCACUGUUUAUAACACCAGCAACGCAUCACAAGGGGUUGUGUUUGGCCAAGACACCAGGGUAUCAACAGCACACGCACAACAGGUCCUGUCUGGUGUGGCUCAAGGUUUCGGAGCUCAGUCAACUAAUCCGUUUGUAGCUGCUGGAGUAGCCCCUGCAGCAACUCCCACCAACCCAUUCCAGAGCAACGGCAGAAGUGCAAACAUGGCUGCAGCAGCAGCAGCAGCAGCAGCAGCAGCAGCCUCAUUUGGCAUGGGUUCCAUGAGUAUGCCAGCUGGAUUUGGAAACGCUGCAGCAUACAACCUCCCCACCAGCUUUAGUGGAACCUUCCAGCAACCCUUUCCUGGCCAGGCCCCAUUCCCUCAGCCUCCUGCAUAUCCCCAGCAACCCAAUGGUGGUGGAUAUCCAGCUUAUGGCCAGGCAAAGCCGGUUGUGACUCCUUUUGGACAGGCUAUGGCUGGACAGAUGGUUUCUAGCAACCCUUUCCUGGGUGCUGGUCCAUCUGCACAAUAUCCAGCAGGAGGCUCUUCAACAAAUCCCUUCUUAUAGCGAUCCAUCCAAUCAGCUCCACUACAGGGUCGAAAACUGGAGCACUUGCACCUAUUGCACUGUUUUGUUUCACAAGUAGCUUUAAAACCACAAUGUUUGCAAGGAUUUGUAUUUUCUAUCACAGUUUGUCAAAGAUGGAACAAUAUGACAAUACGACGGUCCUGCUGACACUUACAACGGCUACAAGACAAACUGAUGGUGUGUGCGGAGGGAGAGGUUGAUCCCCUCUUCUCUAUUUAACCUGUGAACUGGCCUGGCCUCUACUGAACCACAAUGUAUAAUCGGACUGGCUGAAAUCUUAAGUUAUUGCAUACUGUGUAUCCCAUUCGUUAUGCUGCAAUUCUGUACAUAUUUUUUUCUUUAUGAGCUCUUUGUGCAUAUCAGUAUUUGUAUUUACCACGCAAGAUUUAAGACAGAACUAUUGCUUGGAAAAGCUAAUGGGUACUGCCAUUUACUGUAUUUGUGAACAACCAAACUGUAUUUGUGCAGGAUACUUUUUAGGCAAACUUAUUCUCACUUAAGAUAAAAAAAAAUCAAAACGCUUGUUUUAUUGGCAAUAGAUAAAAUAAAAAGUGACUGCUGUGUCAGGAUCAAGCAGGGGGGGCUUGUUCUCUGCUGACCCCUGCCCUGCUGACCGAGUGCCGGACAAUAUGCUUCUGAACUACUGUCACUGCAUCCGUAAGUGGGUAACAGGAAUGGCUGAUGAACUGAAAACCACUAACAUUGGGUAUUAGAGAAUUUUAAGUUAAUAUGUAAAUAUAUACAGUAUAUAUAUAUAUUAAAAUGAAUUUUAAGUAAU
Labrus bergylta (ballan wrasse) is the source of this 2693-nucleotide messenger RNA. The record is from RefSeq and is a predicted model, not a curated record. NCBI's taxonomy places the organism in Eukaryota, Metazoa, Chordata, Actinopteri, Labriformes, Labridae.